Molecule: messenger RNA, 2154 nt
Organism: Effrenium voratum
Lineage: Eukaryota; Dinophyceae; Suessiales; Symbiodiniaceae
Source: the annotation of a GenBank genome assembly
GGCUCAGUCUACAUAGGCAGUUUGCCAUGUCAUUUCAUCACCCUUUCGUGCCUGAGCUGGAGGAGCCGGAGACGCCCCAUGCUGCUGCCCCGGAGAUGAAGGGCGUUGGUCCGCCCCCCCUUGGGACCCUGAAGUCCAGCAAGACGACAUCUUCCCUGCCGCGAGCGUUGCCCGAUGCCCCGCCGCCGACCGUGGAGCUUUCGGACGCCAUGCAGCAGCUGCUGGACCGCGUGAUCCAGCAGCACAUCCUGGAGCUGUCCAUGGCGGACGACCGCGUGAAGCUGGCCUACUUCGAGCAGCGCGUGGACAGCGUGAUGGAAGACAGCCAGGAGGUGUCCGUGAGCGAAAUGCGGCACCGUCGCUCCACCUCAAUCGGGAGGAAGAAAGGGGUGCAGCAAUUGCGUGCUGACCAGGUGCUGCAUGCCAUAGACCACGACGAGGCAGUGGAGGAGCUCUUCAAGGCCGAUCCACUGCAAGAAGGAUUCUGCGCGGACGAGCCUUUGCACACCAUAACUGCGAGCAAGGAGACCAAGUGGGAGAGGUUCCAGACCUUCCUGCAAUCGACGCAGUUCGACAUGAUGAUCGCGGCCAUGGUGUCCGUGAACGUGCUUUGGAUGGCCUUGAAGCUGCAGAUCGAGGGCUCCAUCUCUGGGUACGAGAUGGGCAUCUACGCGGACCCCCCCAUGGCGGAUUCCAGCCGCGGGACAUGGCAGGUCUUCCAGGAGUGCGGGGACGCGGUCUUCACAGGCGUCUUCGUGCUGGAUGUGGGGGUUCGCAUCGUGGCCCUGAAGUGCGCUUUCUGGAGAGUGUGGCUCAACUAUGUAGACGUGGCUGUGACCAUCGUCUCGAUGAUGGAAGUGGUUAGCUACUGGGCUGUGCCCGUCAAAGUCAACGCGGCGAUCUUUCGCCUGCUGCGCAUCGGGAAGCUCGCACGGGCGCUGCGCAUGCUGCCGGUCACCAACACCCUGGCAUCUUUGCAGCUCUUGGUGAAGGGUCUCACUGCCAGCAGGGGCAUGCUCUUCUGGAGCUUCUGCUUGCUGACCUUCCUGCAGUGCGUGGCGGGGAUGAUCAUCAGCACCCUGUGCCGCGACUACAUCACGGAGACGACCUAUAGCCAGGAGGUGAAGGAUGUGUUCCUGUACUACGGGACCUUCUCCCGCACCUUCCUCUCCAUGUUUGAGAUCCUCUUUGCCAACUGGGGCCCACCAGCACGCGUCUUGGUGGACAAUGUCAGUGAGUGGUACUCACUCUUCUUCCUCCUGUACCGGUGCGUGUUGGGCUUUGCCGUCAUAAAUGUGGUGAACGCAAUUUUUGUGCAACAGACCUUGAAGACGGCGAGUUCAGACGAGGAGCUCUCCUUCAAACAGAAAGAAAAAGACAUCCAGAUGUAUGCGAACAAGGUGAAGAAGCUCUUUCAGACCAUGGACUUCUCGGGGGACGGCUCCAUCAACCUGGAGGAGUUCUCCAAGCUGGUGAAGUCCCCGAAGCUGAAGUUCUGGAUGAGCCAGCUGGAAUUGGAGUACCACGAUCUGCUGAGCCUCUUCGAAUUCUUGGACAACGGCGACGGCGAGAUCACGUUGACGGAGUUCAUCGAAGGCGCGGCGCGGCUGCGGGGAGGAGCCAAGGCGCUGGACAUUUGGCGCAUGGAGACAAAGCUGGAGGUCCUCUUCGAAGAAGUGCUUGGCAUCCUCAAGAUCUUAAAGGUGGAGCGCAGGCCAAGCGUGCAAGCCAAAGAGGAAGCCGCCUCUACUCAAUCUAUCGUGCAGGAUGUCUUCAACAAUUCCCUCUACAAGCACAUCCAGAGCACCUCGCGAAACAGGCAGCCGUCCACAGACAAGACAGCGCAUUGACCUCCUCGCGAACAUCGCGCGCUGGAGGCCUUUUUCGGGGCAGUUGACCUGCCAGCGUUGUACGCGACUCGUGAUCGCUGUCUGAUGGGACGUGGGCAAAAGAAGGUGCACGGGACACCGAACUCGUGUCACCUGCAUUCGGACAUUCCGAAAUUCCCCAGUUUGGACUGUAGCCACUGGAUGAUCACCAGGAGGCUCAGCCAAGAUCAUUGCUUGCCUAUGUGGGCACAGUGCAUACGUCAGCCUUGAAGGAAUGCGUGCAGGUCGCAGAGAAAAUAAGCUGCCACCUCUUCUUGUAUUUGGG